Artibeus jamaicensis (Jamaican fruit-eating bat) is the source of this 3195-nucleotide messenger RNA. It is a transcript of the gene PMS2, whose product is annotated as PMS1 homolog 2, mismatch repair system component. The transcript has 15 exons. Gene Ontology annotation, biological process: mismatch repair. Gene Ontology annotation, cellular component: MutLalpha complex. Gene Ontology annotation, molecular function: ATP binding; mismatched DNA binding; ATP hydrolysis activity. The record is from RefSeq and is a predicted model, not a curated record. The coding region runs from base 64 to 2652 and encodes 862 amino acids. NCBI's taxonomy places the organism in Eukaryota, Metazoa, Chordata, Mammalia, Chiroptera, Phyllostomidae.
AGCACCCGUGGGAGCGCCGGGACGUAGGGUAGCGAGUUCUGAAGUGGAACCAGCUGUGCAUCCAUGGAGCAAGGCGGAGGGCAGAGCACAGGAUGUGCUAAGGCCAUCAGACCUAUCGAUCAGAGGUCGGUCCAUCAGAUUUGUUCUGGGCAAGUGGUAUUGAGUCUCAGCUCCGCUGUGAAGGAGUUGGUAGAAAACAGUGUGGACGCCGGUGCUACUAAUAUUGACCUAAGGCUUAAAGACUAUGGGGUGGACCUCAUUGAAGUUUCAGACAAUGGAUGCGGGGUAGAAGAAGAAAACUUUGAAGGUUUAACUCUGAAACAUCACACUUCUAAGAUUCAAGAGUUUGCUGACCUAACUCAGGUUGAAACUUUUGGCUUUCGGGGGGAAGCUCUGAGCUCACUUUGUGCACUGAGUGACGUCACCAUUUCUACCUGCCACUCAUCUGCAGAGGUUGGGACUCGGCUGGUGUUUGAUCACAAUGGGAAAAUUAUCCAGAAAACCCCAUACCCACGGCCCCGAGGGACGACGGUCAGUGUCCAGCAGCUGUUUUACACGCUGCCUGUGCGCCACAAGGAGUUUCAAAGGAAUAUUAAAAAGGAGUUUGCCAAAAUGGUCCAUGUCCUCCAUGCGUACUGUAUCAUUUCCACGGGCAUCCGUGUAAGUUGCACCAAUCAGGUGGGGCAAGGAAAACGACAGCCUGUGGCCGGCACCAGCGGAAGCUCCAGCAUAAGGGACAAUAUUGGAUCUGUGUUUGGGCAGAAACAGCUGCAGAGCCUCAUUCCUUUCGUUCAGCUGCCCCCUAGUGACGCCGUCUGCGAGGAGUUCGGGCUGAGUGGCUCAGACGCGCUGCGCAGUCUGUUUCAAGUCUCGGGUUUCGUUUCCCACUGCACUCACGGCGCCGGACGGAGCUCAGCGGACAGACAGUUUUUCUUUAUCAAUUGGCGGCCUUGUGACCCAGCAAAGGUUUCCAGACUUGUGAACGAGGUCUAUCACACGUAUAAUCGGCAUCAAUACCCGUUUGUUGUUCUUAACAUUUCUGUUGAUUCGGAAUGUGUCGAUAUCAACGUCACUCCGGAUAAAAGGCAGAUUCUACUGCAAGAGGAGAGACUCCUGCUGGCGGUGUUGAAGACGUCUCUGAUGGGGAUGUUCGACAGCGAUGCCAGCAGGCUCAGCGCCAGUCAGCAGCCCCUGGUGGGUGUGGAAGGUCACCUAAUAAAAAUGCAGCCGGCAGAGAGGGACACACCUCUGCCGGAGGAGCAGGGGUCCCAUGCUUCAGUGAGAUCUCGAGGAGAAGAGAAAAGGGCAGUGACCAUUUCCAGACUGCGGGAGGCCUUUUCUCUCCGUCACCCAGCAGAGAACCGGCCCCGGGGCCUGCCGUCUGCGGAAGCCAGACGGGUUUCUCCGAGACAGAAGACGAGUGUGUCCUCUCAGAGGCCUUUGGACUCCCUCUGCUCCCAGACGCCCAGCUCAGGUGCAGGCCGGCCCAGCCCUCCGGGAGCGGGGAUGCAUGCAGACGGGGACAGAGUGGAGGCGGAGAGGGACUCGGGGCACGGCAGUGCCUCAGUGGGCUCAGAGGAGGGGCUCAGCACCCCGGACAUGGGCAGUCUCUCUGGCAGUGACCGGGCAGCCAGCUCCCCUGAAGACAGGUUUUCACAGGAAAACACAGAGUCGUGUGAGAAGUUGCCUGAAACUGAGCAUCGUGUUCCGGACACGGAAGGCCGUGGAGACCAGGAAGAUGGUGUACACCAGUUGAGAGUGUUGCCUCAGCCCGCUGAUUUGUCAAACUCCAAGCGUUUUAAAAAAGAAGGAGUUCCUUUGAAUUCUGACAUCUGUCAAGAGUCGGUUAACACACAGAACAUGUCAGUGUCUCAGGCUGAUGUAGCUGUUAAAAUUAACAAGAAAAUAGUGCCCCUUGACUUUUCCAUGAAUUCUUUGGCUAAACGCAUAAAGCAGUUACAUCACCAAGAGCAGCAGAGAGGACGUGAACAGAGUUACAGGAAGUUUAGGGCGAAGAUUUGUCCUGGAGAAAAUCAAGCAGCAGAAGAGGAACUGAGGAAAGAGAUAAGUAAAACGAUGUUUGGAGAGAUGGAAGUCAUCGGACAGUUCAACUUGGGCUUCAUAAUCACCAAGCUGGGCGCGGACAUCUUCAUCGUGGACCAGCACGCCACGGACGAGAAGUACAACUUCGAGAUGCUGCAGCAGCACACCGUCCUGCAGGGCCAGAGGCUCCUCGUACCCCAGACUCUCAACUUGACUGCUGUCAAUGAGGCCAUCCUAUUAGAAAAUCUGGAAAUAUUCAGAAAGAAUGGCUUUGAUUUCGUCAUUGAUGAAAGUGCACCAGUCACUGAAAGGGCUAAAUUGAUUUCCUUGCCGACAAGUAAAAACUGGACCUUUGGGCCCCAGGACAUAGAUGAACUGAUCUUCAUGCUGAGCGACAGCCCGGGGGUCAUGUGCCGGCCUUCCCGCGUCCGGCAGAUGUUUGCCUCCAGGGCCUGUCGGAAGUCUGUGAUGAUCGGAACUGCUCUUAACACAAGCGAGAUGAAGAAACUCAUCACCCACAUGGGUGAGAUGGACCAUCCCUGGAACUGUCCCCACGGCAGGCCAACCAUGAGACACAUCGCUAAUCUGGAUGUCAUUUCUCAAAACUGACACUUAUUGUUGUGUAGACCUAGACGGUUUAUUGCAGACGUCUCUGUGUUGAAAGGCAGAGUUUUAACCAUUGAGCACCAGAGCCAUUUAGAAAUGAUGGUGAAAACCUUUUGAACCGUGUGGAGCAUGGCUGCAGUGUGUCAUGUUCUGCGUUUGCACGUCUGUCUAUCUGUCUGUCUGCGGAUGUGUGUACAUAGGCAAGCGCAUGUUUUUUUAGGACAGGAAGAGCACUUUCAAAGUCUCUGCUCUGGCCCAACGUAUUUUAGGCUGUAAAUUUGAGCCCUUUGCGGUGAUUAAAUUUGUAAUGGUUUAAUUUCAUAAAUUUAAAAUUAUGGUCCUCUUGGGUUAGUGGUUCUCAACCCCGAUGCACAUGAAGAAGAAAAAAGAAUAAUCUGGAAAACCCAGCAGGGAUUCUCUGUCCGGCUGGAAGAGAACGACCCACAUGGGGCUGGAUCAUGAUUUUUCAAAGUUCCCCGGUGUGACCAGGGCAGUUAAGGCGCUAUUGUGGGCAGGGGGAAAUAAAAGGUCCGGAUUUGUCUGUCA